AUGACUCAUUCUUCCUUCAACGUAGCAGCGGCACUACUGUGCAAUGGGUGUCGAUGUCUUAGCUUCUCUGCUCUUAAGCAGAUACUGACAGGAGCAACCACUGGAAGGUGCAUCGACAUCUGCUCCCGUAACCCUCUCACCACAAAGCUAGGGUCUUGUCUUGGUCGCUUUGUGGAUCACGGAAGGUCGAUUGGUAUUGAGAUGCCCAGUCCGGUCUCACCAAUCGCGAUCACUUACCUACCUAUUUAUACAUCGAUUGCCGAGAGUCGAUUGCCGAGAGUCGAACGCGAUCCCCAGUGUCACCCUUGGCUCUUCCCUUGGUCCUGGUGUUGCUCCGUUGCGCCUGUCCAACCCUUAUUUCCGGUAAUCCUGGCUGCCUCCAACUGGUCCCUGCUUGGUUUGUCCAGUCUCGCGUUCAACGGUGUUGGUCACAACCGGUCUCCUAGUGGACCAGAGGACGGAGGAAUCCUUUUCGGUUUCUCGCCAUAGAAAUAUGGUAGUGUCCUUUUGGUUGGAUGCCUUGUUCUCCCGGUCUGGUCUACUAUGGUGGGAAAAACCUAACUUAUACAGUAAGUCGCUCCGUGUCAAAACAAGCAUCAGCACCCACCCCUACACUUACCUACCCUCACUCACACUCACUCACAUUCACACACACAGAAAAAAAGGAAGGGACUUACCAUACGUGAUCGAAAAGAGAAGAGAAAAAGCGAUGAGUCUAGCCUUGAGAGUCGAUGUUGAGAGUCGAUUGCCGAGAGUCGAUUGCCGAGAGUCGAUUGCCGAGAGUCGAUGUUGAGAGUCGAUUGCCGAGAGUCGAUGUUGAGAGUCGAUUGCCGAGAGUCGAUUGCCGAGAGUCGAUUGCCG
Zychaea mexicana is the source of this 861-nucleotide messenger RNA. RefSeq lists its product as uncharacterized. The coding region runs from base 1 to 489 and encodes 162 amino acids. The transcript has 3 exons. NCBI's taxonomy places the organism in Eukaryota, Fungi, Mucoromycota, Mucoromycetes, Mucorales, Lichtheimiaceae. The record is from RefSeq and is a predicted model, not a curated record.